Messenger RNA from Hyaloscypha bicolor E, 1575 nucleotides. Its product is annotated as MFS general substrate transporter. Gene Ontology annotation, cellular component: membrane. Gene Ontology annotation, biological process: transmembrane transport. NCBI's taxonomy places the organism in Eukaryota, Fungi, Ascomycota, Leotiomycetes, Helotiales, Hyaloscyphaceae. The record is from RefSeq and is a predicted model, not a curated record. Gene Ontology annotation, molecular function: transmembrane transporter activity. The coding region runs from base 214 to 1575 and encodes 453 amino acids. The transcript has a single exon.
CGGAUCGCGAAUCUCGGCUUUAAAUGAUAGACAUAGCUUCUAUUCCCUAUCUCCCAACUUCUAGCUUGAACGACGGAUAGAGACUUACAUCAGCUUCCGCCUCAUCGCUGCCGCUCCCAGAACAUCUCGAUGCCUACUGGUUCUUAGCCUCUUGUCUCUCUCUCUCUCUACUCUCACGCAUUUUUCAAUUUGCUUUCUCUCCUACCGCCUCUCAUGUCAGACCUUUGCGAUGAGGCUGAGCAGCCUCUAUUGGCCCGCCGCCAAGGCGACUGUGUCUCGCAGGUUGGCGCCGUCACGGCCGACCCUGAGAAGACUGACAAGUUUCGUGCUUUAGCUCGCAUCGUUGGCUGCUGUGUUUCUGCUGCUUCCGCUGGCUGGCACGAUGGCUGCAUAGGAGCCCUCAUUCCAUACCUACAAGUUUACUAUGGCGGCGUCAGCGAUGAGAAAGUUUCCCUUGUCUUCAUCGGUUCGUUCUCGGGAUACACUCUCGCAUCGCUACUGAACGUCAACCUUAGCACCCGCCUUGGACUUGGACGCCUCCUUGUUCUAGGCGCUGCCAUUCAAGGAUUAGGAUCCGCAAUCAUUGCGUUCCGACCACCCUUCACCGCCAUCCCGGUGUGCUACGCGGUAGCUGGUUUCGGCAUUGCCCUCCAGGAUGCCCAGUAUAAUACCUACGUUGCACGCCUCCCUGGCGCUUCGACGAAAUUAGGAAUCGUGCAUGCGCUUUAUGGCGUUGGUGCGUUGGCGUCUCCAGUAGUAGCUACACUGGUCAUGAGGGCGAAUGCCCCACCGCCACUCUUCUACUUUACCAACCUCGCAUGGUGUGUCGCAAGUAUGACUGUGCUAUCAGCAGGCUUCGUAUUCAGCAGUAACAACUCAUCGGACCGCCGAUUUCGAUCUACGGCAGAGAACGAUGACGGAAUUGCAUCUCUAAGGACCGUUAUUUCCUCUCGUGUGGUAUGGGCAACAUUACUUUUCGUCAGCUUGUACACCGGCGCCGAAACUGGCGAAGCAGGCUGGGUCGUGUCUUUCCUGAUGAGGGAACGAGAUGGAGGAGCGAUAUCUGGCUACGCCUCUGCUGCUUUCUAUGGUGGUCUUACGUCUGGCCGCGUCAUGCUUCUGCCUCUCACAGCUUAUAUUAGUGAGAAAAAAGCGGUGCCUCUAUACGCCAUUAUUGCCCUUAUUAUGCAAGUAGUUAUUUGGAGCUCGCCAUCCUUUCUCAUCGAUCUUAUUGCCGUCGCGGCCUGUGGAUUCGUCAUGGGCCCUUGUUAUCCUAUCACCGUAAGCCUCGUCACAAAAGCUACGCCCCAUGGACAUCACCCCGGAGCACUCAGUCUCAUGGCUUGCCUUGCGCAGUCUGGGAGUGCCUUGUUUCCGUUUUUGGUGGGAUCACUUGCCGACAUUUACGGCAUCAAAGUGCUGCAGCCCAUGCUCGUAACGCUGUUUGGUGGUAUGGUCAUACUUUGGCAACUGGUGCCAUUCCCCAAAGUUCAAUUGCAUCGAUCUCCGAUCCUGGCCAAGCCGGCAUCCGUCGGCGAAGGUGUGGAUCCCACGACCACUGAUAGCUCAGCAUAG